This is a messenger RNA of Lactuca sativa (garden lettuce), 3654 nucleotides long. NCBI's taxonomy places the organism in Eukaryota, Viridiplantae, Streptophyta, Magnoliopsida, Asterales, Asteraceae. The record is from RefSeq and is a predicted model, not a curated record.
UCGGGUGCGAUUAGCAAUACUUUCGCUCCUCCUCUUCCUCUCCCAUCACCAUUAAUUCCGAUUUCACCCUCUCCUUCCUCUCUCUCUCUCUCUAUCGCUGUUUCUCUCUCUAACCGUAUUCUCGCUUUUCAUCGUUAUUAUUAUCUUUGAGAUUUUCGUAAAUGCAUAUUUCUCCGCAUUAAAGGCACAAAAUUCGGCUGCAAAUUUUGUUUUCUUAACAAUUUCGGUAGCUGGGGACAAAAUUUCGAAUUUUGUGAUCGUAGAUUUCUUGUAUCCGCUAAUUACAGGAGAGUCAAGAGCGUGAAACGAAAUAUCGGAGGCGAUUGUGUUUCUUGAAUGGUAUGGAGUAAUGUACGAUGGAACCAUUAGGGUUUCGAAGGACUCAUUAGUGCAUUGAGGAAACAGAAGUCCAAAUGGACAACCCUACUCCAUUAACAGCCUCUCCGGGUUCAGUCCGGAACUGGAACGACGAUACUCCUCGCGUGAAGAUCUUAUGUAGCUUUAAUGGUGGCAUACUACCACGGCCACAAGACGGAAAACUUAGGUACGUUGGUGGUGAAACACGGAUUUUAAGUGUUCCCAGAGACAUUGCAUUCAAAGAACUAAUGUCAAGGAUGAAAGAAUUGUUUGAUGGGGCGACUGUUUUGAAAUAUAAACAACCUGAUGAAGAUCUUGAUGCUCUGGUUUCAGUAGUGAACGAUGAUGAUGUGACAAAUAUGAUGGAGGAAUACGACAAGUUAGGUUCAGGGGAUGGAUUUACUAGGCUUAGGGUAUUCUUGUUUUCAAAUUCUGAACUUGAUGAUCCUCUACACUUUCUAGAUACCGAUGGGAGAGAUAGUGAGAGAAGAUAUGUAGAUGCUUUGAACAGUCUUCAUGACUCCCCUGAGUAUGGAAAACAACAAAUGAGUGAGUUUCAAGGAAUGUCUCCCAUGGAUGACUCUCAGUUAACAGAAUAUUCCUUUAAUCAGUUAAAUCUAGAUGGUGGUAUUCAUAAUCCAAGAAACUAUGACACACAUAUGCCACCUAUUAACUUGCAUCACCUUACAAUCCCUCAUAUGGGUCCAUCGCAACACCAACAACCUCUAAGCCCUGCAUACUACUCCCCUAGACACCCUGGAAAUGACUUUCCAACUUCUCCUUCAUGUUCUUAUUAUCAUAGUCCUUAUGGUGAACCAGCAGCAGAAGAUUACUACAGACAUCAUCAUGUUAAUCAUCUUUCCCCAAUUGAUCACCAAUCCCAAUUACCAAUCCCAAAUACCAACAUGUUUGAAGGAAACAAUGUUUUUGAUCAAUGUACUCCUCCUUUUUCAAGAAACCAAACUCCGGAAUUACCCAACACCGGAAACGGAUUCCACCAAUUCCCCCAUCCAUAUUACAUUAGAGAACAAAAUGAACCUAGAACUUUCUACAAUGGGCCCACAGGGUAUCCAGAUAGUUAUCCAAUUCCAUCACCUUAUAAUAUCUCACGUGAUGAUAGAACACAUUACAUUCGUCAUAGACAUGAAUUUGGUAAUGAAAUGUUUCAUGAUCAAAUUACUCGAUAUGGAAACUUUCCAUAUGCUUAUGGACCUGAGAAUAUUCAACAUUCAUCAUCUAAUAAUGGACACAUACAAAAUUCUUAUUGGAGAGAUGUUCAAAGCCCAAUGCAUGGGUCUCCAUCAAAUGAAACACCAAUUUCACCACAACAACAAGAAAAUGGUAUUCCUAGGCUUCGAAUUGAGGUGGAGCAUCUGAAUCCUUUGGUGGACCCCACUCAUAAAUUGACACGUUACAAUGAGAGUGAUGUAUCUGAUUAUUACCCUGUACGCCCUUUGAAACUUCUGCCAAAUUCUUACAAUCUUGAGGAUCAUAACAUAGCUCCUGAACCUGUUAUCCCUGUCCAAUCUAAUGAUUCGGUGCUGGGGUUUGACCAAUCACCAAGUUUCGUUGACCAUAAAUCACUUUCUUUGAACACCAUGAAUAGAAAAACAACACAAAACACCAAUGACAACACUGAACCAUUGAUAAAGAUAGAUGGAAGAAAUGGUUCUGAAAGUUUGAAGGAAUCAGAGCAAGCAACAACAAAUUCCCUUGGAGUCAAUGCUUCUCAUUCUCAUGAAAAAGGGGAAGCUAAAGGCGAAGACUUGAAUUUUGUUCCUCAAUUUGUUGAAUCUGUGAAAAAAGCAGCUUUAGAAUGUGUUGAGGAGGUCAAAGGUGAAGUUGAAGAAGUUGUUGAUUCUGCCCUUGAGAAAGUUGUUGAGGUCAAAGGGGAACCCACUCAAGAAUUAGAUGUUGUGGAUGCACCUGAGGAUUUGGAGUUGGACUCUGAUACUGGGACUGAAAGCAUUUCAAAGAUUGAACCAACAAAAGCUGAGGAGGAAGCCAUUGCUAGAGGAUUGCAGACCAUAAAGAACGAUGAUUUGGAGGAGAUACGCCAGUUAGGAUCAGGUACAUAUGGAGCUGUUUAUCAUGGAAAGUGGAAGGGUUCUGAUGUUGCAAUCAAGAGAAUUAAAGCCAGUUGCUUUGCUGGAAAACCAUCUGAAAGGGAACGUAUGGUAGGCAUAUACAUUCUUUUCCUCUUUCUUUCAUGGGCAUAUUGGUCAUUUGACUUUUUUUUUUAUUUACAGAUUGCAGAUUUCUGGAAGGAGGCGUCAAUGUUAAGUUCAUUGCACCACCCAAAUGUCGUCUCCUUUUAUGGUAUAGUUCGUGAUGGGCCAGAUGGGUCUUUGGCAACUGUAACAGAGUACAUGAUCAAUGGAUCUUUAAAGCAGUUUUUAAAGAAAAAGGACAGAACGAUAGAUCGGCGUAAAAGACUUAUCAUAGCCAUGGAUGCUGCUUUUGGAAUGGAAUAUUUGCAUGGAAAGAAUAUCGUACACUUUGACCUAAAGUGUGAAAAUUUGCUAGUAAACAUGAGAGAUCCACAUAGACCAAUUUGCAAGAUUGGAGAUCUUGGCCUAUCGAAGGUAAAACAACAAACAAUGGUAUCUGGAGGUGUUCGUGGAACUUUGCCUUGGAUGGCACCUGAGCUUCUUAGUGGAAAAAGUCAAAUGGUAACAGAAAAGAUUGAUGUUUAUUCAUUUGGGGUUGUCAUGUGGGAACUACUCACUGGAGAUGAACCUUAUACAAAUAUGCAUUGUGCUUCCAUUAUUGGAGGAAUUGUGAAUGGAACGUUACGUCCAACAAUACCAACAUGGUGUGAUCCUGAAUGGAAGUCAUUAAUGGAAAGAUGUUGGUCUGCUGAUCCACAUGAAAGACCAUCUUUUCUAGAAAUUGCUCAAAAGUUGAGAACAAUGGCUGCAGCAAUGAAUGUCAAAUAAAUCAUAUAGUUUUCAUCCAUAAAAUCAAUCAACCCUUCUUCACUUCUUUUAUUCGUGCUCAUGGGUUUAAAAUGGAGACAAAAGUCGAGCUUGUGAGGAAGAACUACUAUUGUGUAUAAGAAAACGUUAUGAAAGUGUUGUUCUUUUUUUAGCGUGUGAUAAUAUGUUUUUUCUACUAGAAGUUCGGGGUUUUGAGCUUUAGUUUGAAAUGAUCAUUAGAUCAUAUAUGAUAAUCCGAUUUUUUAAUGUGUUGGUUGGUCAAAGUAAAAUUCUAGGUUGUUUGGUUCGUAAAAUUGUUUUGGAAAUCAACUUUUUUUUUUUUUAUUAUAAAUAUAUAUAAUAUAUAAUUGAAAUUUCA